Molecule: messenger RNA, 3981 nt
Organism: Vitrella brassicaformis
Lineage: Eukaryota; Vitrellaceae
Source: the annotation of a GenBank genome assembly
GUAAAUCCUCAGCGGGCGGGUAGAUGAACGCGCUGCCCCCCUUCAGUGCGGAUGAGGAGGACAGCAAAGAAGAUCACGUCGUCGAAUCGCGCCUCCGGUCCCUCCUCGCCUCAGUCAACACCCCACAUUUAAAGAACGCUUCAGCUGAGCUCCGGUUCCUCCAGAUGCCGUCACCCAAGCAGCUGAUGGUGCAGAAAGGCAAGCCAUCCUGUCUGCCAUCGCCGCGCAGCCACAUCAGACCGCCCCUCGUGCGCCCGUCCGUCAUAACCCCCAACAGAGACCAGGAGCUGCAUGCCCAUCUCCCCACGGAAGAUGGCGGUCUGAGGACGCCGCAGCCAAAUCGGCGAGUGCCGCCAUUGCAGAGCCAGCAUCGCAGCUGCAGGACGCCUCAGGGCGGUGAGAAGCGGCCAGAGCGGGUGCCGUUCGCAUCAAUGAGGCAGCUGGGCAAAGGGGCGUCGGCUGGUGAGGGUGGUGGAGAGCGUGAGGUGUGGGGGCGGGUGGAUGAGCAUCGGCAGAUGGCGAAGAGGGAGCAGGAGAGGGCGGAUGUUAUCUUUGCGCAGCACCAGGCAAGUGCACACACAAGAAAGGAUGGUUCUCACCGGCAUGUCCAUUCUCUUCACAUGUGUGUGUACGGGUGUCAGGAGUUGCUCAAGAUGUACCACGCGGCGGCGAACGAGCGUGACGAGUAUCGCUCGCAGCUGUUCGCUCUCGUCCAUCGGCCAUCGUCAGACGCCGCCAUACAAACACCGCCGAGCACGACCGAGAGCCGGCCGACCCAGACCGACGGAGGCGAGGCCUUCGUCUGCCGGGCCGCCACAUCAAUGGGCAGCCAGACAGACGACGCCGCGUGGGAGAACGAGUGGCAGGACACGAGGGAACGGGUGAGGAGCUCCGCCCUGAUCAUCCAUGCGUGUUGUGCAUGAGAGUGGUUUGUGUUUUUUGCUGAUCUUUCAGUUGGCUUCAAUCGAGGAGGAGCUGCAGACACUGCAUCACAUGCUGUCCAUGGAGGCGUCCCCAGCAGCCACGUCUGAAGACAUCCUCAGCCGCCUGAAGACAGCCAUCACGGACAACCAGAGCAUACACACCCAACUCGAGGUGCACGCCCGCCCGCCCGCCACCUGUGUGCCAAUGUGCGUGCAUCUCUUUGUGUCCAUUCAUCAGACUUCUCAGUUGGCCACUGCCGACCUCGAGGCCUGUCUGCGUGACGGGCGAUCGCGGGAGGAGUCACUCGCCGCCGAGCUGCUCGCUCAGGAGGGGGUAGUGCGGGAGCUCAGGGACCGGCUGCAGGAGGCAGAGGGCAGGGUGGUCGCGGCCACCCAGCAGGCGGACGAGAGGACCGUGAGGUGUGAGGAUCUGCAGGUGGAGCUGCACCACAUGCGACAGCAGCUGACGGGUGGGCAUGGCUGGAUGGAAACAGGAGAGACGCUUUUGUGGAUACGUGUGGUGAUCGUUGUCGGUCAGAUGCAUUCGAGCGUCAGCAAAUGGCCGCAUCGGAAGCUGAGGAGCACCGCACUGCGCUGGUGGGUCAACACUUUUCCUGCCAUGGAUUCUCCGCACAUAUCGCUGCAAGUUGCGUUGGUUGGUUCUCCCGUUCCUCAGCAUGAGUGUGUUGUUGAGAAAAAGGCGCUGCAGGUCCGCAUACCUGAGAUGGAGGAGCGCGUGUCUCAGGAUGCGGACGAGAUCAGCAGACUGCAAGGCCAAUGCCAAAAGGCCACCGAUAAGGCGAGGAAGAGAAGGCAGGAAGAAACCAAACUGAGCACAUGCCCCACCCCCACCCCGCUCUUUGUCUGUUCAGUUGAUGGCGCUGGAGGCCAAGCACGCUCAGCUGCGUUCGCUGCUGGACCAGGAGGGCAAGGGGGAUGAUCUUCCCACGCUCGUCGAGACGCUCAUGCAGAAACACCGCCAGCUCACACUCGACAGACAGGUCCAUUCCCCCGCACCCCACCCACAGAGACACAGGGCCUCUCCCUUAUCCUGCCUGCCUGCCUGCAGUGUGAUGCAGAAGAGCUCGAUCGGCUCCGCCGAUGCCUGACAGCUGCAGAGGAUGAGCUAGCCCAUCGCCACUCACAGCAGCGGCGCACCGAGGCCGACCUGGAGAGGGCCGUGCACACCACACGUGUGCUGGGCGACUUCCGUGACGCCUUCUACCAGGCCAAGAAGGAGACAGAGCAGCAGAGGCGGGCGCUCGAGGAGCUGAGCGACCAGUUGGAGCACCGACAGAUCAAGGGUGAGUUUUGCGUAAGUAGAUUCUGUGUUGUGUCGUGUCUGUAUGUGUGUAUACCAGAGGGCGACGAGAAAGCGCGGGAGGCGCUUGUCGAGGCGUCGAGGGAGCAGCAGGUGCAAAUGGUCCAUGAGACACGCAAGUGAUCCAUUACAGAUGGAUUCAUCUUUGUGUAUCUGUUGCAGGUGGCGGCUGAGAGUGCGUUGCGUGCAGCUCAGUCGGAUGUCAAUCGCCUCAAAGAAGAGAGACACCACCACAUGCAAGUGGUACCUAACAUGCGAACUCAAUAAGGGAACAGACGCCAUGUCAACAUCAACACGAGUCUGUUUGUGUGUGUGUGUGUGUAUGUGUGGUUUCCGUCCGUCUGCUGUCAGAUUGACAAUUUGCGUGAGACGAACCAGGAGCGGCAGCAGAUGAUAGAGCGGAUAGAGAUGGACAGGCAGACGGUAGGCAAAGCCAACAACAUCCGUCCAUCCAUGCAAACAUGGCCUUUCAUCAUCAGCUGCGGGCCGAGAGAGACCGUCUGCUGCGGCAGAUCCAGGUGGGGAAUGAAUCCCCAAGUACACACCAGCAGCUGAUGGUGUGUGCUGUGCUGUGCUGUGCUGUCUUGCAUGUAGGUAACGGAGAGUGAGGCUGAGGCGAGCGUGGUGUCCCUACAGGAGGAGAUACGAGACAUACAGAGACACAUACGACCACCCGAACCCACAGCUGAGGUAGGGAAGCACCCCCAUCCAUGUGCGAACCACUCUAUCUGUCAUUCAUUGCAGAUAGCGGACCUACAUCGCACUGUCAAGGAGCUGGUAGCCAAGUUUGAGCAGCUGGAUACCUCAAACAAGGUGACCUCACUUCUUUUCACACCACACCACACCACAACACAAGACAUCACAAAUGGAAUGCAAUGCCACUCUCCGCAUUGGAUAUACGCGGGUCAGAUUGAGACGGACAAGUCGCUUGUGUCAUCUCGCCGGCCAUUGACGCCUGACCACCGCCUGGCCACCGUGCCUGCUGCUGCUGCUGCUGCUGCUGCGGGUGACGGCGGGCUGGCACAGGAACUGAGACACGCACUACUCAGGUACCAACACACAUGAGACCUCACGACCACCCAGCCCACGCGCUCUCCCGUCUGCCUGCAGGGAGAGCUCACUUCGCCACCUGCUGUCCCGCACGCAUGUCUCUCUCGAGGCCCUCCAUCGCGACAUGACCACGCCCCGCUCGACAUCCACCCUCGCCAUGGUGCGACAGGGCCUCAUCGCCGCCCUCACCCAGCUGCACCCCCCCAUAGCCAUGCUGCCGCACCCACACACUGUGCCACUACCACCACCGGCAGCAGCCAAUGAGGGAGGAGAGGAGAAUGAGAGACAGAAGACGACGGAUGGGGCUGCGUAUGCGUCUUCCUCUCCCCCAGCCCGCCCAUUCCCUGGUCUGAACAUCGCUGAGGGGAGGGACGGGCGGCACGAGGGCGGCAGGCUGCAGCUGAGCGACUUCAUACGGGCGGUGCGGCGCCGCUUCCCACAUGACGGUGGAGGGCCCCAGGCAGACACCACGGUGGACGGCACCCACCAGCAGCAGAAGCAGCAGCAGCAGGCGAAGGCCGGUGCGCGUCAUGGCAGCACCGGUCAGCAGCCCAGUCGGCUGCCCUCUGGCGUGUGCGGAUGUGAGCCCACUGAUGGCGGGGAGAGCGAUAGGGAGGCCGUGGUUGAGGGAGGCGGUGCAGGUGGACAGGGGGGAGAGGUGUAGAGAUAUUGGAGCUGGUUGACCAU